Molecule: messenger RNA, 473 nt
Organism: Zootermopsis nevadensis
Lineage: Eukaryota; Metazoa; Arthropoda; Insecta; Blattodea; Termopsidae
Source: RefSeq, a predicted model, not a curated record
AGCGCGAGUGGUCGGUCGUGUCGCGUCGCCGCGGUGUAAGUUUUCGUUUGUUGGUCCGAGUGUUCACGCCGUAGUGAUCUAGUAACAUCGAAUGCAUGCGAUCGCUCCAUCGACUUUGGAUACGUCGCACAAAGGUUGCUCUGUGGUGCAAUAGAGAAUGCGGCCAGGGAUUUCGGAGGUGCUCCGUGUCGAGAGCUGAAGGCGCCAUGGCGUGGACCUUGGCCGUUCUGCUCACACUGGCCGUGGGGCUGGGACACGUGGCCGGCGCUCACUGGACCCACUCCACAGAUCUGGAUCCGAACUACUCAGUGUUCUGGACUCCCGGUGAAGAGGCCAUCACGUUCGAGGUUCAAGUGCGGACCCUGGGAUAUGUCGGGUUCGGCUUCUCAGCGGAUGGACAGAUGCCAGGAGCCGACAUUGUCACCGGAUGGGUUCGCGACAACCAGGUCUUCUUCCAGGUAGGGACCUACUGA